AUGGGAAGUAAUUGCAAGACUAUAGUGUGGUUUAGGAGGGAUUUGAGAAUAGAGGAUAAUCCUGCUUUAGCUGCUUCAGCAAGGGAUGGGAGUGUAUUACCAGUAUUCAUUUGGUGCCCAAAAGAAGAAGGUCAAUAUUACCCCGGUCGAGUUUCCCGGUGGUGGCUGAAGCAGUCUCUCAUAUAUUUGAAGCAGUCUUUGCAAUCUCUUGGGGCUGAUAUGGUAUUGAUUGAAGCAGAAAGCACUCUUUCUGCUCUUUUGGAUUGCAUCACUGCUGUUGGGGCAACAAAAUUAGUAUAUAACCAUCUUUAUGAUCCUGUUUCACUUGUUCGUGAUCACAAUAUUAAACAAAAGUUGGUUGAGCUUGGCAUUGAUGUGCAAAGCUAUAAUGGAGACUUGUUGAACGAGCCUUGGGAAUUAUAUGAUGACAAUGGACAUGCUUUUACUAGGUUUGAUGCAUAUUGGCAAAAGUGUUUAUUCAUGCAAAGAGAACCUGUUUCACAUCUUCCUCCAUGGCAUUUGGUGCGAGCUGAAGGAAGUACUGAAAAGUGUUCGAUUGAGGAAUUAGGUCUUGAGGAUGAAUCAGAGAAGUCUAGUAAUGCCUUAUUGGGAAGAGGAUGGACACCUGGUUGGAGCAAUGCUGAUAAGGCUCUAACAGAUUUUGUAGACCAUCAUCUGCUAGACUACUCAAAGGACAGACUCAAGGUCGGUGGGAACUGUACAUCUCUCUUGUCCCCGUAUCUUCAUUUUGGGGAACUCAGUGUUCGAAAAGUUUUCCAAUCUGUGCGUAUGAAGCAAAUACUUUGGAAAAAUGAACAGAACUCUGUUGGAGAAGAAAGUGCGACACUUUUCCUUAGGGCUAUUGGGCUUAGGGAGUAUUCCCGCUACAUCUGUUUUAACUUCCCUUUUACUCAUGAAAGAUCAUUGCUGAGCAACCUGAAAUUUUUCCCUUGGCAUGCUAACAUGGCUCAUUUCAAGGCUUGGCGACAGGGCCGAACUGGUUAUCCUUUGGUUGAUGCUGGAAUGAGAGAGCUUUGGGCCACUGGGUGGAUUCAUAAUAAGAUUAGAGUAAUUGUUUCGAGUUUCUUUGUAAAGUUUCUUAUUCUUCCAUGGCAAUGGGGAAUGAAGUAUUUCUGGGACACACUUCUGGAUGCAGACUUGGAAAGUGAUAUCCUUGGUUGGCAAUAUAUAUCAGGAAGCUUGCCUGAUGGGCAUACGCUUGAGCGUAUGGAUAACCCCCAGGUUCAGGGAUUCAAUUUUGACUCGGAUGGUGAAUAUGUAAGGCAGUGGUUGCCUGAGCUAGCAAGAAUGCCAGCUGAAUGGAUUCAUCACCCAUGGGAUGCACCUCUAACCGUGCUUAAAGCAGCAGGAGUGGAGCUAGGGUUUAACUAUCCAAAGCCUAUAAUUGAUAUAGAUUUGGCCCGAGAUCGACUAACAGAAGCCAUAAUGGUCAUGCAACAAAAGGCAGCAAAUGCCAGUGGAACAGAUGAAGUUGUCGGUGAUAACUCGGACACUCAUGAAAAUGAGGCCAUUCCGAAGGUAGUGUUGAAGCAAAAGAUUCCUUGUCCCACAAGCUCGUCCCAUGAUCAAAAGGUGCCAUCAAUGCAACAUUUCAAGAAUAGUCUACCGAAUAAAAAGAGACCAAAGCCCACAGAAGAUGAGAAGCCGCUGAAAAAUGACUUGCAUAGUUGCAACAAGGGAGAUUCUAAACCAGACGACGACUUGUGCUCUACAGCAGAAUCUUCUACAAAGAAACAGACAACUUGCAGUAGAAAUUCUUUUUCUGUCCCCGAAACCUUAUCUUCAAUUUCAAAGGACAAUUAUUAUCAGGGCCAAGACUCUUAUCACCUUAAGCAUGGAAUUAAUGACGAGAUUGACAUGCAAGAGACUUCAAGCAAACACGGAGCCACAUGA
Messenger RNA from Fraxinus pennsylvanica, 1914 nucleotides. The record is from the annotation of a GenBank genome assembly. Lineage: Eukaryota; Viridiplantae; Streptophyta; Magnoliopsida; Lamiales; Oleaceae.